AUGGCGGAUCCUUCUAUGGACUCGGACAAGAUCCGCAAUAAGAGACUCGCGAAAUUGCAACAAUCACAGCCGCAGCCGCAGCCGCAGUCGCAGGAUACUGUUGCCGCAGCCUCAACUCCUGCCCAAGAUGGCUCUGACUCGACGCCGUCGUCGCGACCAGAGACGCCCCAAGGAGACCCUUCUGCCCUUCCAACACCGACCGAUUCAGCAACCCCAUCUGGCACUGUCACAAAGGAACCAUCUCCCCCCCCAACGACCCGAAUACGAAUCUCUCCGGCAAAUGUCACUCCCCAGAAGCGGGAGAUGGACGGCUUGGAACGACCUAAUUCAAGACAAAGUUCACGGCCGAACGAGAGCAUCGAACAGUGGGAAGACCGGACCUUGAAGAGUAUCUUUCGUCUCAGUCUAGACCCUGAACAGACCAAGGAUAUCCACGGUCAGCAGCUCUACGUCCUUGCACAACUGAGAGAGGAGUUGGAGAGUGAAGGCAAACCGGUGCUGUUGAAUACCGAUUUGCUUGAGCAGGCCAUAAUGGAAGCAGGUGCAGAUCUGGGGAAAUCGACUCCGCAUGAUUGGCUAUUCGGCUGCUGGAAGAGAAUCACGAGAAUGAGCAAGGCUGUCAAAGAUCGGUCGCCCGAGAACAAGAAGUGGGCCAUCAUCUCAGAGGCUAGGAGACUCUGCAUGAGCUGGUGCAUAUUGUCCAUCACGACGCCUGACGUGUUCGGCGCCAACUACAACGGAGUCGCCGCACUCGCGGACCACCUUCUCGCCGAUCCAGACGAGGAUGGGGGUGUUUGUCAUGAUUUCCUCACGGAAGUCAUCACCAGAUUCGACGAGGAUGAAACCAUCAAGGAUGCAUUCGUCGGCGCCGUUGAGAAUCUGAGUGAGCGUCUUGCCAAGUUGACCAUGGAUUCCGACUACCGGCGGUAUACUGCUAUGCUGCGACACCUCAUUAGAUACAAGCCCGUGGCCAUUGCUAUCACACAGUCAAACAUUUUUGUGGACAAAUCAGUUCCCGCUGCGCAAUUAGAGGUUGGCACACUGCUUGGCCCCUUUUUCCAGUUAUCGCCGCUGCAAGCGGAAGUGACGAAGCAAUACUUCUCUGCGCCAAAGACGAUGGAUCCAGGAAGGAUCCGGAACUCUCAGCAAUCACUGCAAAUGUCGUUAAGGUCCCAUCAGACAGAACUAUUUGAUAUUGUCAAUACCCUGGUGCGCGCCUCCCCGGAAGCUCGAGAACGCGUGCUGGACUGGUUUGCUCUAGUGGUCAACUCGAAUCACAAACGCCGUGCCCUGCGUGUGGACAAAGCGACGGUGUCGAGCGAUGGCUUCAUGAUCAAUGUCACGGCGAUCUUAGACCAGCUGUGUGAACCUUUUAUGGAUGCACAAUUCUCGAAGAUUGACCGAGUCGAUAUUGGCUAUCUCCGAAGACAUCCCCGCGUUGAUAUCAAGGAGGAAACGAAGAUUAACGCGGAUCAAGAGCACUCGGAUGAGUUUUACAAGGACCAGCUCGAAGGCACCAACAACUUCAUCUCAGAAUGCUUUUUCCUCGCCGUGGCCUCCCAUUAUUAUGGGAGCGAAGCCGCACGAAAUAUGCUCAAGGACAUGGACCGAGAUCUGAAGCACAUGGCCAAGCAAAUCGAAGUUUUCGAGACAGAACGACACAAAUACGUCAACAACCCUGCCCAGCUGGCCCUGUUCGAGAAUGCACUCAAGAGGUACAAGGAUCAGCAUGACAAGGGCUUGUCCUACAAGUAUGCUGUGCAGGGCGUUCUCCUGGACGAAAUCGCACAGACUCGCUCCAUGCAGUUCAUGCGCUUUGUGACGGUCUGGAUCCUUCGCCAAGUCUCUCCACAUGGCCAAUUUCCUAAGCAGAAAUUGACUCUUCCUCUCCCACCCGACCAGCCAGAGACGUUCAAGAACCUCCCUGAGUAUUUCCUGGAUGUUAUCAGUGGUAAUUUUGGAUUCAUCAUGUACAACAUGCCCCAGGUCAUCUCCGCAACACAAUCAGACGAGCUGAUAAUGCUCUGCAUCACCUUUUUGCGUAACUCGGAAUACAUCAAAAAUCCAUAUUUGAAAGCGUCCUUGGUCACGAUCCUGUUUCGGGGAACUUGGUCCUGGCGCCAAGGCGGACGGGGAAUCCUCGCUGAUCAAUACAACAGCAUGCCGUUCGCGACAGAGCACCUAUUGCAUUCUUUGAUGAAAUUCUUCAUAGAGGCGGAGUUCAUGGGCGGACACGGCCAAUUCUUCGACAAGUUCAAUGUACGCUUCGAGAUUUUCCAGAUCAUCAAGUGUAUUUGGCCGAACACUGUGUACCGCGACAAUCUGUUGAGGGAGGCAAAAGUCAACAUGGAGUUCUUCGUGAGAUUUGUGAACCUUCUCUUGAAUGAUGUGACAUUCGUGCUAGAUGAAUCUUUUACGGCGUUUCAUACGAUUUACGACAUCUCAAAAGAACUCUCGCUGGCUGGCACGUCGCUGGAUCAGCAGCAACGACAAGAAAAGGAGGAAGCACUGGAAGCGGCAAAGAGCAAGGCCAAGUCAUACAUGCAACUAACGAACGAGACGGUAGCGAUGCUGAAGCUUUUCACGGAAGCUCUCGCCGACGCAUUCACCAUGCCCGAAAUCGUCCAGCGGUUGGCGGAUAUGUUGGACUACAACCUCGAUGCGAUGGUCGGGCCGAAAUCCACGACCCUCAAAGUGGAAAACUUGCAGGAAUACAAUUUCAACCCGAAGGCUCUUCUGAGCGAGAUUAUCGAUGUCUACCUCAAUUUGAGCGAACGGGAAAAUUUCAUCCUCGCCGUCGCGCGCGAUGGUCGAUCCUACAAGCCCGAGAACUUCAUCAACGCAGGCAAUAUCAUGCGCAAAUUUGUCCUCAAGGCGCCCGAAGAACUUAAUAGGUGGCAGCGUCUUAUAGAGAAAUUUGCCAAGGCUAAGGAAGAGGAUGAAGCUGCGGACGCGGACUUGGGAGAGAUCCCCGACGAGUACUUGGAUCCGCUGAUGUUCACCCUCAUGGAAGAUCCUGUGAGGCUGCCUGUAUCGAAGAUUGUCAUUGACAGGAGCACGAUACGGAGCCACUUGUUGAGUGAUCCUCACGACCCAUUCAACCGAGUGCCACUGAAAAUCGAGGACGUCAUACCUGCAACCGAUGUCAAGGAGCAGAUCCAGAAAUUCAAGGAGGAACGGAUUGGAAGCCGGCGCAAGGACUUUGUGGAAACGGUCAAGACAGAAGCCGGCGGCACUGCCGACGGUGAAGCGAUGGACCUAAGUUAG
This is a messenger RNA of Fonsecaea erecta, 3267 nucleotides long. RefSeq lists its product as hypothetical. Gene Ontology annotation, biological process: protein polyubiquitination. The record is from RefSeq and is a predicted model, not a curated record. Gene Ontology annotation, cellular component: ubiquitin ligase complex; nucleus; cytoplasm. Gene Ontology annotation, molecular function: ubiquitin-ubiquitin ligase activity. The coding region runs from base 1 to 3267 and encodes 1088 amino acids. The transcript has 3 exons. Lineage: Eukaryota; Fungi; Ascomycota; Eurotiomycetes; Chaetothyriales; Herpotrichiellaceae.